CUAACGGUUCGUGCCGGACGAAUUCCCCUUAACAUGUGGAUUAUUGCUUCCCCACAUGGGACCUCGGGUGCAUCAACACAAAACACUUUUAGCUGUCUGGAGUCAUCCAAGCGGCCAUCAGCCCCCGGAAGCCCUAGAGCCCAGAAGCCUCAAGGUUCAGGGCCGGAGUGGUUAAUGGAAAGGAUCAUCUCUCGCAUUUGUAUCCUAUUAUGCAAAUCUCUGGACCCCAGCAACAUGUGGCUUUGAAUAUCAAAACCAGUAUAUAGAAUGCUCAAUCGCCCACCAUUCCUUCCCUCCUCAUCACUAUCAAUCCAAAAUCGUGUGUUGUAGCUUCCCGCUCACCUCAGUCACUCGUUUCAGCUCUUCUUUUAUUCACCACAUUCAUUCGUUUAUACCAGAAACAGUCAAGAUGAGGUUCUCAGCAUUCUCCCUUUUUGCUCUUUCGAGCCUGUUCGUCAGCUCCCUCGCGGCCCCGACUUCCCUCCAGAUACGCGAUGUCGCCGUUGCAGAGGUUGAGCAACGUGAUACCUCCGUCGUCGCCGUUGAGGAGCGAACACUUCCAGAGAUCGUCGUUAUUGUAGACGCGCUCGUUACCGAAGUGUUCAGCUAUACCGCGUCUAUCAACGUCACUAUCUCUUCAUGCGAGGGUAUCUCCAUCGAUUUGGGCAAGAAAAUCAAAAUCAUCGCCGACAUCCAGGUGGAGAUCCAGAAGAUUCUCUCCGCCUUCUCCCUUGCAAGCCUCAAGAUCUACAAGCUGAAGUUCAUUGAGCUCAUUGAGGCCGACUUGAAGCUCGUCAUCUCCCUUGCCAUCAAGGUCUUCAUUGAGAUAAUCUGCACGUUGUUGCACGCGGUCGCGGUCCUAAAGAUCACCAUCAUCGAACUGCUCGGCUGGACCCUUACUCUGUUCCUCCACACGUACAUCUCGUUCUUGCUUGCCAUUGGUGGAGUUGUCGCCAACUUCAUCGUGAAUAUCAAGAUCGGCUUCCAAAUCUACCUUGUUCUCAUCGGCAAGGUCUUCGUCGACUUCGGCCCCCUUCUGGCGGCUUGCAAGUAAAUUUCUUUGCUCGUGGUGCAUCGCAUGCUUGGACGACAAGACAACACGGGUUCUUAAUUAGCAACAUGUAGGGUACGAAAAGGGGAUAGCCUAAUUCUAAUAUAUGAUUUCGCUCGAAUCUUUGACAUUGUGGGGGCAUUUGUUACUUGUUCGUCUCAAUACUAGCGCUCUUUGUAUAUUAGCCCUAAUUGCAUACAUCACUACCGCAUUUGGAUGACAUCCUCAAAUCCAUUAUCUACCCCUCC
This is a messenger RNA of Mytilinidion resinicola, 1299 nucleotides long. RefSeq lists its product as uncharacterized. The transcript has 3 exons. The record is from RefSeq and is a predicted model, not a curated record. The coding region runs from base 410 to 1054 and encodes 214 amino acids. NCBI's taxonomy places the organism in Eukaryota, Fungi, Ascomycota, Dothideomycetes, Mytilinidiales, Mytilinidiaceae.